Cicer arietinum (chickpea) is the source of this 2176-nucleotide messenger RNA. RefSeq names its product CBS domain-containing protein CBSCBSPB1. The record is from RefSeq and is a predicted model, not a curated record. Gene Ontology annotation, molecular function: protein binding. Lineage: Eukaryota; Viridiplantae; Streptophyta; Magnoliopsida; Fabales; Fabaceae.
UUCAAGUUCUCUUCUCCUUUCACCCCGCCUUUUCUUUCCAACCAUCCCCACAAUGUUACAUUUCUUCUCUAUCUCAAUCUCUCUCUCUCUCUCUCUCUCCUUCACACUUCGCCGGCUGGUCACCGGUUUUCUCCAUUCCCCUAUCACAUUCUCGACCACCCACACUUCAUUCCUCCAAUCCCGAUUAACUCCCUCUCUCACAUUAUAUUAUAUUAUAGAAUAAAAUGUCUGCUCACGGUGGUUCUUCUCGAAAGAGUGCUUCCUUGUCGAAUAGCCCUACGCGGACUAAGAAGAAGGCCCUUGAGUACUCACCUUCCGAUCCCAAUAUUCGUAAAUCAUUUCCCUCUAUGCGCACCACCACGGGAGAGCGAACUGUGAAAUCAUUGCGACUUUCAAAGGCGUUGACGGUGCCUGAAACAACAACUGUCUAUGAAGCUUGUCGUCGGAUGGCUGCUCGCAGAGUAGAUGCUCUAUUACUUACAGAUUCUAAUGCUUUGCUCUGUGGAAUCCUCACAGACAAGGAUAUAACAACAAGAGUUAUUGCUCGUGAGGUUAAUCUUGAAGACACACCUUGUUCCAAGGUUAUGACAAGGAAUCCCAUAUUUGUCCUUACUGACACUCUUGCUGUCGAAGCGCUCCAAAAGAUGGUGCAAGGGAGAUUCAGACAUUUACCAGUGGUGGAGAAUGGAGAAGUGGUUGCUAUCCUUGACAUAGCCAAGUGUUUAUAUGAUGCCAUAGCUCGUAUGGAAAGGGCUGCUGAGAAAGGAAAGGCAAUUGCAGCAGCUGUUGAAGGUAUCGAAAAACACUGGGGAGCAUCUGCCUCUGGUUCCAAUUCAUCAUUCAUCGACACUCUCCGGGAGCAGAUAUUUAAGCCAUCAUUGUCUACAGUCAUUCCUGAGAAUUCAAAGAUUGUUACUGUUUCACCAACAGACUCAGUUUUGACAACAACAAAAAAGAUGCUUGAGCUUCGUGCAAGUGCUGCUGUUGUAACGGUUGACAACAAACCUUGUGGUAUCCUUACUUCAAAGGAUAUCUUGAUGCGGGUAAUAGCACUAAAUUUCCCUCCAUCGUCAACUAUUGUUGAGAAGGUCAUGACUGCAAAUCCAGAGUGCGCAGUAAUCGAUACACCGAUUGUUGAUGCACUUCACAUAAUGCACAAUGGAAAUUUUUUGCAUCUUCCUGUGGUUGAUAGAGAUGGCAUUGUUGUUGCUACGGUUGAUGUGAUUCAUAUCACUCAUGCUGCUGUGGUGACAGCUAGUCAGGUAGGGAAUACAGUUAAUUUGAAUAAUGAAGCUGCCAACACCAUGAUGCAAAAGUUUUGGGACUCAGCCAUGGCCUUAACUGCAAAUGAUGAAGAAGAAGAUUUACAAAGCGAAACUUCCUUGAAAAUGAUUUCUGAGGGAGGAGAUACAGGGAGAUCCAUUCCUUAUAAUCCGUCAAGCAUGCAGACCGCGUUUUCCUUCAAAUUACAAGAUAAGAAGGGAAGAUUGCAUAGGUUUACAUGCGAUACUCGGAGCUUGACAGAGGUUAUAACUUCCAUCGUUCAGAGAGCUGGCGAUGAUAUUGACCCCAAGAACCUGCCCCAAAUUUUGUAUGAAGAUGAAGAACAUGAUCAAGUUGUAUUGGCUUCAGAUAGUGAUCUUGCUGCAGCUGUGGACCAUGCAAAGACAACUGGUUUGAAGGGAUUGAGAUUGCACUUAGACUACUCAGGAACAUGUGGUUAUGGAACCGAAUCAAGUUUAAGAAGUUUAGAAUAUGCUAAUUCAGAAGCAUGGGUUUCGGCCGGCCGUGCUGUUGCUGCUGGAGCUGCAAUCGUUGCCGCCUUAGGUCUAUUAGCGUUCUUCAGGCGGAGGUAAUGAGAAAAAGAGAGAAGUUUUUGUUGGGGAUAGAGGCCAAUGCUGAAGUCAGUUAGAACUUUGGAAGGGCACACUUUUUGCACUUGCCAAUCUGUAAGUUCUAACGUUUUGUGUAACAGCAUAUAAUUCAUACACAAGAAGGAAAAAAAGAGUAAAAACAUUUUUAUUUCUGUGUGUAAGUAGGGAUGCAUCAUGCCAUUAUCUCUUUUGUAUAUUUGUAAUUCAAGGUUUCACAGUCUCGUCAACUACAUAGCCAUAUGUAUCUGUCCAUUAUUUAUUACAUGUUAAUAAUAAAUCAGUCUGAUCGGGAUUAAGGAAUU